AUAGAACCAUGGCGAUGACUCCCUCUGAAGCAUUCCAGGCCCUCAUGAAUGGAAUAACAAGCUGGGAUGUCCCCACAGACCCCAUCCCCAGUGAGCUCCUCCUCAUCGGGAAGGCCUCCUUCCCAGUGAUGGUGAAUGACAAGGGCCAGGUGCUCAUUGCUGCCUCCUCCUAUGGCCAGGGUCGCCUUGUCGUCGUAUCCCAUGAAGACUACUUGUUGCAUGCUGGCUUGGCUCCAUUUCUUGCCAAUGCAGUGGCUUGGCUCCGUGUCUCCCCUGAAGCUCCCACUAGGGUGCACCCAUCCUUGGAACCCCUAGUGAACAUCUUGAAGAAUGCCGGGGUGGAGGCACAGACUGUGGCAGAACCUGGGGAGCCCCGGGGGGCUUACUGUAUCAGUGCCUACCAUGACACCUUGACUGAGAAACUCAUCCAGUUUGUGAAAAAUGGUGGGGGCUUGCUCAUUGGGGGCCAGGCCUGCCAGUGGGCCAGUCAGCACGGCUGUGGCAAAGUGCUGUCCAGUUUCCCUGGGAAUCUGGUGACAAGCAUCGCUGGAGUGUACUUCACUGAUGUCUCUGGGGACAGAGCCCACUUCGAAGUCUCUACCAAGGUGCCCGACAUCCCACUCCAUGUGAGGUGUGGAGAGGAUUUCAGCCAGGAUAAGCAGCAGCUCUUGAAAGACCUCACCACGCUGGACAUCAGUGGAACAGCAGUACCCUCAAGGAUCCUGGUGUUUGGGGAGUUGGCCUUCCCCCUUGGAAUAGAUAACUCAUCCAACUGCUUUCUUGCAGCUGCUCGCUAUGGCUGUGGCCGUGUGGUAGUGUUAGGCCACGAAGUUUACAUCAUGAGCAAAAAAAUGAGCCCAUUUAUAGUAAAUGCUUUGCACUGGCUGUCAGAGAAGAAGAAAGGCAAGAUUGGACUUCAAAAUAAAUUUAAAGUUCUGGGCCCUAUGUUGUCAAAUAAUAAGCUGGAGUGGAGUGUAGCACAACAUUUCAUCAGGGACUUGAGUGUCUUUUGCUGUCAAGAACUUAACAGCAAGAAUGUCAAGGAGAUAGAGGAAUUUGUGGCAGAAGGUGGAGGACUGAUGAUGGGAACACAGCUGUGGUGGCACAGCUAUAUGCACCCAGGAUUUAAUUGCAUGCGCCAUCCAAGUAACCAGUGCCUUGAAAACUUUGGUCUUGCCAUCUUAGAUGAUACAGCCAAUCAAGGAUGCUUCCCAGUCUCCAAGCCAGGAAUGAACAACUACCACUUCCUCAGAGCUCUAUCCCAGUUUGAGGCAAUGCUAUAUGAAAAGGGGAAGAACUUAGAAAAGAAAUGCAUAGAUAAUUUAAUAAGAGAUUGUAAAUAUAUGUUUCAAAUCCAACAUAAGAACAUCCCCAUCUAUGAGUCUAUGAAGAAUCAUGUCAUCAAAAUGGUCAAAUGGAAGGGCUUACCAGUCAUAAACAAGAAAAAGAGUGUCAAGAAUGGAAGCCCUGAGGCUGUCCUGAUAUCCAUGGCUUGCUCACUGGUCAAAGCAGGAAAUGACAGCAAUCUAUUCAUCAGUGAUCCAUCCUUUCUUUCUCCCACAGAACUUCCCAUCACUGUUGAGAUCAAUAAAGGGCACUGCAGUUCUCGUGUGAGCACUGGACUCUACUUAUGUGCAGGACAGAUUGCAGAAGUUUCACUGCCUGAGACUGCUCUUGUUGCCAAACUGAAGAUACUCAUUGGCUGCCAAACGGACAACAUAAGUCAUCAUGCUAAUUAUCUGCGUCCACCCAUGGUGACACACGAGUUCCUUUUAGAUCAAGCCAAGAAGCACAUCUCCUGGCUCUGGGGGGGCCUCCUGUACAUCCUCGUACCAUCUUCUUACAAACUGGGUACAGUGCCAGUCACCAUUAAGGGUGCUGUGGCAGCUCCAUACUUCAAAUUGGGUAAGACAUCUCAGGAGGACUGGAAGAAGCUUACCGAAAAGAAUGAAGUUCCAUGGGGAGAGCUGGCCACGGAUAACAUCAUCCUGACAGCACCAACUCCAGACCUCCUCCAAGUGAAAGACCCCGCAUCUCUACUGCAGCUCUGGGACGAGAUAAUGAAGGCUGUGGCCCACCUAGCUGCCAAACCUUUCCCUUUCCACAGACCAGAAAGGAUUGUUUUAGAUGUUCAGAUCUCAGCUGGUAUUUUGCAUUCUGGAUACCCAAUCAUGUCAAUAAUGGAAGAAGCACCAAAUAUCCUUAAUGAAAAAAAAAUAAGAGCCGGUGGUCUAUGGGGUGCCUUGCAUGAGUUAGGCCACAACCAACAAGCAGGUGGAUGGAACUUCCCUCCUCAUACCACUGAAGCCACCUGCAACCUCUGGUCUGUCUAUGUGAAUGAGACGGUUCUAGGUGUCCCCAUGUCUCACGCCCAUUCUGCUCUCACUCCUGAAAGGCGGAAACAGAGGAUAGAACAUUACCUGCAAAAGGGAGCACCCCUGAAAAUCUGGAAUGUAUGGACAGCUCUGGAAACAUAUCUUCAGCUCAAGGAGGGUUUUGGCUGGAAGCCAUUCACCCAGAUAUUUGCGGAGUACCAGAAGCUCUCUGGUAUCCCGAAAAACAAUGCUGGCAAGAUGAACCUGUGGGUGGAGAAGUUUUCUCAAAUCGUGAAGAAGAAUUUGGCACCUUUCUUUCAGGCCUGGGGUUGGCCUGUGAGUAAGGAAGUGUCCAAUAAAUUGGCCUCGCUGCCAGAGUGGGAGGAAAACCCAAUGAAGUCAUAUACCUCUGGCCCUAAGAAAUUAUAUUCAUCUGACCCCAUGCAGUUAUAUGUAUGUGAUGAGGGAAUGUGUAAAAUUGUAGAAGAAUUCUUUCUGGAAGAUCAGUCAUUGGAUUCAGCAGAGUAA
Cavia porcellus (domestic guinea pig) is the source of this 2843-nucleotide messenger RNA. Its product is annotated as TRPM8 channel-associated factor 3-like. Gene Ontology annotation, molecular function: transmembrane transporter binding. The record is from RefSeq and is a predicted model, not a curated record. Lineage: Eukaryota; Metazoa; Chordata; Mammalia; Rodentia; Caviidae. The transcript has 7 exons. Gene Ontology annotation, biological process: positive regulation of protein targeting to membrane; negative regulation of anion channel activity. Gene Ontology annotation, cellular component: plasma membrane. The coding region runs from base 9 to 2843 and encodes 944 amino acids.